CCUAUGACAUCCACACCAAAUACAUGGAAGAUCAGCUGAUUGUGUGUUGAAAUGCCAUUGUUAUUGUAUUCAACUUGAUAUAUUUAACAUGAACAACAUUUACCCUUAUAUAUCACGAAAUGACCAGCGCAGAUAUAAGCACUAUCAACAAAGAGAAACAGCAGCUGAGAACUUAAAAGCCAUGGAAGAUAUGACGUUUAGUUUGUCUUUACUUCAUGCUCAUUGUGAGUCAUGUGUUAACAAAAAGUGUAACAUUACACCAGAUCAACUUAGCAGCUGUGAAAUGACAGACUGUGAAAAUAUGUGUGGUCACAGAUUUCACUCGUGCAAGAAAGACGAACAUGAACUUAUUUGUUCCCAACAAAAAGUACCAUGUAUUAACCAUUCUAAUGGGUGUCCAUUGGAAAUGGCAAGGUGUAAAAGAGCCUCUCAUUUGAGUGUUUGUCCAGCAAGUGUCCAAAGGUGUGUUGUUGAGUGGAAUCGGUGGCCAAUGCAUUCAAAAGAAGAAUGUUUAACAACACCAUUGCCGCUUGAUAGCCAACAUGUAAAAUGUACUCAAUUAGAUGUGGCAUUAGCACUGAGAGAUCAACGUAUGCUUGUUCAAUCAAUGAAAAUUCCAAGAAAAAUCAGAAAAAUCUUUCAAAAUUCACUUACACAAAAAUAUCCCAGUGUUCCACUAGAGCAAAACAGAAGUUCUUCCAUUGACUCGGAUAAUACUGUAGACGAUACAUCAGGAGCUACAUCAGAUGAAGAUACACCAUGGGGAAGUCAGAAGUGUCCCCUGGGACUACAAAAAACAGUCGUUAAUCAAUUACACAAAGCUUCAAAACAAACUGCUGAUAGUGUUUCUGCGACAUUAGACUUAUUUUCCCAUCAUUUUGGUAAAGCAGGUCUAAAACAUCUGACACAAAAGUUACAAGGAAUCACUGAAACUGAAGAAGCAAAAACAUGUGGACAGCAAACAGAUGAAACUGAAAAUGAUAAAAUUAAAAACUCAUUAGAUGAUAUUUCUAGUGAGAAUAUAUCAGAACCAAAGUCAUGUGAUCUAUCAGAGUCAGCUGAUGACUGCAUGGUAAUAUCAGUAGAAGAUGUUUAUACAAAAGAUAUCAAAUUGCAUAAUUUGUUAGGAGUUAGUCUAGAUAUAGAAUGCAUAUCAAAAUAUAUACCAAAGCCUAAGAAAAUGUAUACUUUUCUCUGUGCUCAAGAUUUUAGGAGAGAUGAGUAUCCUUGGCAUUUCAAAAAUGUUCAUAAUGAUAUCCACUGUGGGUUAAAUGGGAUGAUGGAGUUCAGAUGUCCCCUUGCCUACAUGGGAUGUGAUUAUUCUUGUCAAAAGUUGUCUCCCUUAGAACCUAAAGGGAAAAUAAUACAUAGCGCAUUACAAGAAAGCUUUGGGCUAGCUAUAACAAAUGCAGAGGAUCAAAUAAAAGAAGAGCAAAUGGAGGAAGUGCAAUGCAAAAAAUGCUCUGUUAUAGAGUCAGAUAAACGAAAACUAAGGGAAGCAACUCCAGAGAUAACCACAUCACAAAAAUAUGACUCAAACAUAAAAAUCCUUCCAAAAUAUCAGUGCAAUAGAUUAUGUGAUAGUGCAAGUAGUUUCCCAUCUACUGAUGGACAAAUAUACCUUGACUGUCUUCCAUUUGAGGUGCUACAACACAUUGUUGUGUUUUUAGACAGUUUUAGUCUAUGCAAUCUCUCGUUAACUUCAAAACUAUUACGAGAUGUUUGUGCUUCACGCCUUGACCAGAAGGGCAUGGUUAUACCAGUCUGGCAGGCAAGAGGGGAGGGUGUGAAACCUUCAUGGACCAUUGCAUAUUGGAAAUGGUGUUUUAGUACAAGCUUUACUCCAGUGAGGAAAUGGCAAUACCAUACAGGGAAUGGUCUGUUUGAGCAUUUGAAAAUCUGUCCUUACAAUCAGGAAAAUAGCAAGAAUAUCAAAACUGAACCAUUUUGUCCUGCAUCAGAACUUAUGUCAAUAAAAACUGCACCAGAAGAGAAAAAUACAACCAAGUCUUUACUCAAACUGAUAUCUGCUUGAAAGAAACAGGAAAUUUACAUAUCAAAAAUCUUCAGUAAAUGUGUCAUCCAUUUCACCAAAAAAUAAAUAAAUUUGAUAACUUUAUUUAUAUCAUGUAUAUCAUGUUAUAGUGAGUCUGAUUUUGCAAAAAUUUUGACAGCUUCAGAAAAUAGAUACACAGUGUAUGAUUGCUUUGGGUAACAUUUAUUGUAAACAACAACAUGUAGAAACAGGAAGUUUUUGAGAAAAAAAAUGUGAAAGGGAGAAAAUUAUAAUCAUUAAAUUUUUAUAUAAAAAAAAUCCCUUGAGGUGGAGAUAUCAUUACCUAUAGUGAUCAAUUAUUAACAUAUGAUUAUGAUUCCUCUUUGCACAAAAAGUUUCUUCAAUUACCCUUUGAACAAAUAUGGAAACUAUUUAAAUCAUUUCAUAAGUCCAAAUUAAAGUUCAAUGAAGUUUGUGGAUUAAAAUUGUAUUUUCAUGGAUAUUUUAUUUCUUAGUUUUACUAGUUUGUACAUGUUGUAUACUGGCCUAUAGAAAAUUUGCACUUCAUCAUCAUUUAGUUUUGUUGUUCAGCAACAGGCAUUUAAUCAAAUUAAGUUAUUCCAUGUAAAUUGGUAUCCCAGCCAAACCUUAUAAGGUUAAAUUUGCCAAAGAUGCAACAUUAAACAUGCAAGUCUAUUUUGGAACAGAAGAUAACAUGUUCAUUCUUAUAUGAAUAACAAAUGUAUGUCGUAAUAACUUAUAUUCCUUACAAAGAAUAUAGAUAAAAGUCAGGCAUGGCCACCAAAUCAAGUUACAUUGUAAGGUUGUAAUAUACUUUGGAGAUCUUGAAGUUUGUAGAAGUUUGUAAAUACCCAGGUAACUUAUUCAUGAUUUUAUAUGUUAGCAAUCACAUUGUUUCUAUGAUCACAAAUGAUUUAGUUUUUUCUUUGUUAUAUUUGUCCAAUCUCUCUAGUAGUGACUCUAUCAGUAUCAAGUAGUUUUGCUGUUAAUGUGUCAGAUGUAUAUUGUUUUGUUUUUUGUUUGUAGAGUGCUUGACAUUCUUUUCAUAGAUGUGUUAAAUUUUGUUUGUGUUUAUUUAUUUGUUAACUUAUUUAUUUAUUAAUUUGCUUUAGUUCUUUAUUUUAAAAUAUAUUUUUAAGAAUGUUUUCUUUAUUGUUUGUUCAUUUGAAAAGAAACAAUACCAACAAAAUAUAUAUGGCGGAUAUCACAGUAGCAUAAUAUAAAUUAGAACUGUAAAUUUUUUUGAUUUUAUUUUUUUUAAAUGUUUCAUAUUAUCGUAAAUUUACCGAUACUAAAUUAUUUAAUUUCAUCAUGAGAAAUGUUGAAUGUGGUCAAUUUUAUCUUUCAAAUUUGAAGAAAAAAAUACAAAGAGAUUACUGCUUCCUUUUUUACCAAAAAUAUAUUUUUUUGCCUACCUUCUGACAGAUGAGCAUCAAUCAGAAUACAAGCAUGACAAGUAUUUAUGAUGUCCCAGUUAUUAAAUCAUUUUCUGUAAAACAUAGAGUUUUGGCAACCUUCUAAUGGUUUUGGGACCUGUAAGUUUGUUUUGCGAUUAAAUAAUCUUAACACAGUAUUUGUCUGUAUGAACAACAACAAAAUAUUUACUUGGUGCUUACAUGCACUCAAUGGUUAUUUUUCUUAGAUAUGUAUUUUUUGAGGAAAAUGUUUUAAUUUUGUGUCUCUCAAAUCUUGUUGAAUGUACAAUCUAUUUCCUGUGACUUUUAUCACACAAACAAAUCUUACAUAAAGUAAUUCACUUGAAUCAUGAAUGUUUUUGUAUAACUUACAAUCAAUUUUAGUCAUAUUAUUUUCUGUAAAAAUGAUUCAUUGAUUGAAGUAAAAAUUUCAUUGUUAUAAUAGUAAUGAAAUCUUUGAAAACACCUACAAACCAAUCAUAAAUAUAAUCAUACACUAGUGUUCAAAGUUA
Mytilus trossulus (common blue mussel) is the source of this 3944-nucleotide messenger RNA. Its product is annotated as F-box only protein 30-like. The record is from RefSeq and is a predicted model, not a curated record. Gene Ontology annotation, molecular function: zinc ion binding; ubiquitin protein ligase activity; protein binding. The coding region runs from base 89 to 2035 and encodes 648 amino acids. The transcript has 3 exons. Lineage: Eukaryota; Metazoa; Mollusca; Bivalvia; Mytilida; Mytilidae.